Messenger RNA from Sphaeroforma arctica JP610, 293 nucleotides. RefSeq lists its product as hypothetical. The record is from RefSeq and is a predicted model, not a curated record. The transcript is spliced from 2 exons. NCBI's taxonomy places the organism in Eukaryota, Ichthyosporea, Ichthyophonida. The coding region runs from base 84 to 293 and encodes 69 amino acids.
CACAGAUUCUACUGUUAUUCAAAUACAUAGUUAAGGAUGGUGCUAUUAACUAGAACAGGCGCGAAAGCGCUGAAAAGAACAGAAUGGCGGAUGACUUUGGGACUGUUGGCAAUUUAUAUGAGGCGAGUGACGGCGAAAGUGAUAUUAGUGAUGAUGGUGGCAAGAGCGAUAGCGAAGAGAAUGAUAGAAGUGGUGAUUUUGAUGAGGACGAUAUCGUCACCUAUAAAGAUGUGUUCGGUGCCAAUAAAGAUGAAACACAUAAGCAACAACAGAACCAACACGCGUAUCCUUGA